Messenger RNA from Oxyura jamaicensis (ruddy duck), 4114 nucleotides. It is a transcript of the gene SSH1, whose product is annotated as slingshot protein phosphatase 1. The record is from RefSeq and is a predicted model, not a curated record. Gene Ontology annotation, molecular function: actin binding; protein tyrosine/serine/threonine phosphatase activity. Gene Ontology annotation, biological process: actin cytoskeleton organization; protein dephosphorylation; negative regulation of actin filament polymerization. Gene Ontology annotation, cellular component: cytoplasm. Lineage: Eukaryota; Metazoa; Chordata; Aves; Anseriformes; Anatidae. The transcript has 14 exons. The coding region runs from base 611 to 3730 and encodes 1039 amino acids.
CAGCUUUCUCACUUGCCUACAACUGGGAAUAAUCUGCUUCACUGGAGAAGAUUUCCUGCCUGCAAUGAAGGCGAAUGUCAGGCCAGAUGAACUGCUGGAGCAGGCGUUACCGAUGCCUUUGGGAAGGAGUCCUGUUCUCGUCCGCGUUUCGUCCUGCUGUAGCAGUCUCAGCCAGCAUUCCCUAGGGAUCAAAGAACAGCCUUGGGGAUAUUUUUCCAUUUUCCCAGCAAAGUGUUUCCUAAAAUUCUUGAGACAGAAAUGCUGUGAAUGAUUUCCUUGUGCGUUAUCUGACCGCUCCUUUCCUCUUUGCUGAAAAACCAGCUGAGUACGCGUGAGGCUGCUAUCUGGCUGAAUAUCCUAUACAUUGUGGUGGUGUCACUGCUGGUAUGUAACUCCCGGCCUUUUUUUUUUUUUAACGCUUUCCUGUUAGAUCUGGGGGCAGAAGGAAACAAGACUCUUCCUGGCCCGCUUAUGGAGCCAACUAAUAUUUGUCUGCAGCAGUUCUUGCCGUUGGUGUGUGCCGGGCAGGUCAGAGCCGGGGUUUGGGAUCGCGAGCAGGCUGCGGGGCUGGCGUUGAGGCACAGCUCGCUGCCUCAGCGAGAGCUUUUUCAUGGUGAAAGGAGCAGCCCUUUUCUUACAACAAGGAAACAGUUCGCAGGGCCAGCGAAGCCUCCAGCAUCCUCACAAACAUGCAGGUGACUUGCCCCAGCACCUCCAGGUGAUGAUCAACCUCCUUCGCUGUGAGGAUAGGAUCAAACUGGCUGUCCGUUUGGAAAGUGUGUGGACAGACAGAGUCCGGUACAUGGUGGUUGUAUACAGCAACGGGCGGCAGGACACAGAAGAGAAUAUUUUGCUGGGUGUGGAUUUCUCCAGCAAGGAGAGUAAAAGCUGCACUAUAGGAAUGGUUCUUCGGCUGUGGAGCGAUACUAAAAUCCAUCUUGAUGGUGAUGGUGGCUUCAGCGUGAGCACUGCAGGGAGAAUGCACAUCUUCAAGCCAGUGUCUGUGCAAGCCAUGUGGUCUGCUUUACAGAUCCUCCAUAAAGCCUGCGAAGUUGCGAGAAGGUACAACUACUUCCCAGGUGGGAUGGCCUUGGUCUGGGCCACGUACUACGAAAGCUGCAUCAGCUCCGACCAGAGCUGCAUCAACGAGUGGAAUGCAAUGCAGGACCUGGAGUCCACCCGCCCCGACUCUCCAGCGCUGUUUGUUGACAAGCCAACUGAAAGGGAACGAACAGAACGGCUCAUUAAAGCCAAACUCCGGAGCAUCAUGAUGAGCAAAGAUCUGGAAAACGUGACUUCGAAGGAGAUACGAAAUGAGCUGGAGAAGCACAUGAAUUGCAACUUGAAAGAAUUCAAGGAAUUUAUAGACAAUGAAAUGCUGCUUAUCCUGGGUCAGAUGGACAAACCGUCUCUGAUUUUUGAUCAUUUGUAUCUGGGGUCGGAGUGGAACGCCUCUAACCUGGAGGAGCUGCAGGGCUCGGGCAUUGACUACAUUCUGAAUGUGACCAGGGAAAUAGAUAACUUUUUUCCUGGUUUGUUCGCCUAUCACAACAUCCGGGUGUACGACGAGGAGACCACAGACCUCCUGGCUCACUGGAACGAGGCGUAUCACUUCAUCAACAAGGCCAAGAAGAAUCACUCCAAGUGCCUGGUGCACUGCAAGAUGGGCGUGAGCCGGUCGGCAUCUACUGUUAUAGCUUAUGCAAUGAAGGAGUUUGGCUGGUCACUGGAAAAGGCUUACAAUUAUGUGAAGCAGAAACGCAGCAUUGCAAGACCAAACGCAGGCUUCAUGAGACAGCUUCUGGAAUACGAAGGCAUUUUAGACGCAAGCAAGCAGCGCCACAAUAAGCUGUGGAAGCAGCAGGCAGAGAGCAACCUCCCUCAGAACACAGACGGCAGCACAGGCUCGGGAGACUUCUUACUCGAGAGCUUAGACGUCGACCUCGAAAACCGCCUGGCUGACCUGGACACCCCGUCGCAGUCGGUGUACCUGGACAACCGAGCCGGCCCAGAAGUGCCCGUGGGGUAUAAUUACUGCUUCCGCCGCCUCUCGGACACGCUGCUGGAGAACAAGGUGCCCGGUGACAGGGAGAGCUUCUUCCACGUGGAGGAGCUGGAGCGGGACGCGCUUGCGGAACGUGCCACCUCGCUGGUGAGGCAGCCUCCAUCUGUGCCUUCGGAGGGGAGGCCGGAGGUGGUGAAGGGCCUGGAGACAGGGGAGCCGCUGCCGGCGCUGAGCGGUUUCCAGGAGGUGAAGAAGAAACUGGACUUCAGCCCCCGGAAGGCAAGGCUGAUGCUGGGACCCGGGGAGCCAGGGGAGGAUGGUAUCAGGGAGGAAAACCCAAUGGAGAAGUGGAAGCGCCGUUUGUCCGUGCACAAGGAGGAGAGCAGGCUUAAUAGAGAGAACUUGAAUAACAACAACAGCAAAAGGAGUUGCCCAGAGGAUUUUGAGCACGAUGCCGUAUUUGGGAUCCUCAGCAAAGUCAAACCUCCCUACCAGUCUUGCGCUGACUGCAUGUACUCCUCGGCCGGUUUGUCUCCCGACUCCUUCGGGGAGCAGUGCGAGAAGCUGAACCCCGGCUCCGCGCGCCACAGCUCCACCAUCUGCACGCAGCCAGCCCUCCUCUCCCACCUCCCCUCCAGCUUGGCGGACCACCUGCCCAGCAAGGCGCGCGCAGAGGAGGUAAUCAGAACUAAAAAUAACGAGGCUCCGCUUCCUCUGCCAGCGGGAACUGGCACUUUGGAAGCUGGUACUUGUAAAUCAGCGGCUGAUCAGCAGUGCAGCCUUUCAGAGAAAGGGAAGGACGCACCAAAAACCCCGGUCAAAACCCUGCAGCCCAGGAGAAACUCACACUGUGACAAGAGCCUCCUUAGUGCAGAAGUGGUGAAAGAAGAGUCUCUAGCCAGAAAAGACAGCAAACCCACCAAGGAUCUGAAGUACUUGUUGUUUAGUAAAGACUUGGAAAAGCCGACUGCAAGCAGUUACUUAAUGCAGCAUCAGGAGUCUCUCAUCCAGCUGCAGAAAGCGGGCUUGGUCAGAAAACAUACCAAAGAACUAGAGCGGUUGAAAAGCCUGCCCUCGGAUGCCUCGUCCCUGCUCAGAGAGGGCUCCCUGAGCAGGGCUGAGCCCAGCAUCGUGGAGGAAAGCGAAGACCUGAUUUCACAUCACGGCCUCGUUCCCCUUCUGAGACCAGCACCGUUGAUACCUGAAGACGCCGAAAAUGAGGCAAAGUUAGAGGUCAAGCGCUUGUUGGAGGGGAUCUCUCAGAAAACCUCCACGCCGGUCGUGUGCAGGUUGGAGCACACGAGCAGCUUCACCAAGGACUUCCUGAAGACCAUCUGCUACACCCCCUCGUCCUCCCGGAGCUCCAACCUGACGCGCAGCUCCAGCAGCGACAGCAUCCACAGCGUGCGGGGCAAGCCCGGCCUGGUGAAGCAGCGAACUCAGGAGAUCGAGACCCGGCUGCGGCUGGCUGGUCUGACUGUUUCGUCUCCUCUGAAAAGGUCCAAUUCCCUCGCCAAGCUGGGCUGUCUUAACCUGUCCUCCGAGGACUUGUCCAGCGACAUGGACGUGUCGACCAUAACGGACUCGAAAGAGGCCGUUUCCAGCGAGUCUUCCGUGCUCUGUGAGCCACAGCCCGCUCCCAGGAGUGUGGAUGCCAGCUCCAAGCUGGCGGCGAAGCCAGCUGUCGGAAACUUGAAGAACACGCUGUGGAUGGGCAAAAGUUGAUGCCUUCUGUGGGGGGAGUAAGAGGGAGGCUGGAUUUCUGGGUUUUGUUUUUUUUUUUAAGGCGUUUAUUCGUUGCACCGAUGCAGUUUUAUCAUCUGACUUGCAGUAGUUCAUCUGAUGCCGCCUCUCCUUCCCCUCCGUGUACUCUUCACUGGGGAGAGAAAGAAACGUGAUGGGUCAUGAUGAGUGGCACAAGGGAAAAUAAAAUGUGUUGCAUGGCUUAGAAGAGGACUGUGUGUGAAUUGCCUGUUGUCCUGCAGGAUGCUACGUCUAGUGCUGUUUGCCAAGUGUAAUAACGUGGUGUUGUGUGUGUCUAUAUAUGGAUAGAUACUUGCAUCUCUUCAUCUAUCUAUAUAUAUAAAAUGCUGAAAUGCUCCGUUUCAA